AGGUAUAAAUGGCGCGGGCACAAAACCUAAGAAAUUCUGCCAGAUUUAAUUACUUCGGAUUACAGUGAAGUUAUGUUGUUUGUCAUUUGAAAAGUCGUUUGUGUCGCGGUGCUAUUCUCAUGCGUGGACAUAAAGUGCAUUGUUGUCGACCUGUGGGAACAUUCGGCAUGCUGCUCGAUUUAUUUGUGGGAUUUAAAACUAAUUUUUGUUUGUUUGUAUUGCUGCUACGGAAGUGACGAAUAACAUUAAAGGAAAUCACGGGAACACGGAUAUGCAACCAGGAACGUUUAUUUAAUUCAAACGCCAAGUAUUUUUGUGCACAAGUUUCAUACAAAUAAGACGUACUUCGUCAUGCGAUUGACCUAAUCAUGUUUUUAAAAUUAGCUAUCUGAAAAUUGAAAGAGGCUUAUGCCAAAAAUGUAUUUUUCACAAGAGACACUUGUAUACUCAUCGAAACCACAUACAAUUAACUUCGCUCAACCGCGCGGCGCUCGCGAAACUUGGCCUCAUGCACGGCGUACAGUGUUGUCCACGAUUAGCCUGUGCUAAUGGGGAACGACACUUUCCGUCUAAACUUGAUUUUGGCUUUAAUAUAAUUCCUUUAAACGAAAAAUUACAUACAUGCGGAAAGUAUAAUCCCUGAUAAGCCUAUCCGGACUGCAAGGCUUAUACGAAAUACGCUUUCCACAUUUUUAUGCAUGGAGCGCGAGAACGAAACUCAUAUAUUAAGUUGGCUUAAACAUCAAACAUCGAGAAGCAUGUAUGUAUAUACGUGCAGGUAUCAAUGACCUAAUAAUUCGCCACUAUUGUGCUGCCAAAACUAAUUACCAUUGCCUCCAUGUUACUACAAUUGCUUGCGUAUUCAUGUAGUAAUGAAGUAAAAACACAAACACCUCUGUAUAUAUCUUCCAAAAAAUCUAACACGUUUGCUUCCUUCGGGCGUAUUAUUCUGUGUGCUACAAAAUUUACAACAUUUUCGUCGCUUUUAUUAGGGACAUGAGGUUGAUUCUAACUUAAGAUAAAUGAUGUACAUUUAUCUCCGCAAGCGCAGUGGUGGACACAAUGAGCUUGUUAUUCUUAGAUGUGAUACGCGUGCAGUUAACACGAUUAUCUUAAUCUAAAAUAAUUCAAAUGUAUUUAAAUAAGCCCAAUAAAUAUACAAAUGUAUAAUAAAUUAGUUAAUUGCCGGCACUAACUCAUGAAUUUGAACGUCGGAUAUGUCACGGUACAGAUCCGGCACUAAUUAGAUUUGUUCAACAAUCAGGGGUACAAUUGCUACGAUUCACUAUUUUGUUGACCGUACAUGCUGGAUAUCAGAGCAUUACAAAGACCGACUUAUGCGAAAUUGUGAUUGGAAUUUGAGGAAAAUAAAACAUCCUAACGGAAUGUAUUACUCACCUGUGCACAGUAACCCUGAACUUCAGCUUUCAAUCAUGUUAGUCAAUUUAGCUGUGGCGAAUUUAAUUUCGCUUAAAUUGGUACAUUUACGACCAGGGCAUGUGUUUUGUUAGAAUUAAUCGCAAUUACCUAUAUCUCUGUGCGUCGCAACUGAAGUACAUCGUACGUUGACCUGCAAAGUCGAGUGUUAUUUUUCGUGGAUUUGUGACAUUUGUUGGCGUUUAUACAAUUAUAAAUAUGGACUGUCUGUCGAGACAUUAAUUACUAAUAUGUUUCUUGUGUGUGAGAAAAACUCAUCUUGCAUGAUAAUACAUGCGAACUGGAUCAACUUAACAACGUACACGAAUUUCUGUUUAUAUAAUCAACUUAAGAGAUUAUGUACAAAGGCAUAUAACCGUCGGUUUAUAAAUGACAAGUACAUACGAUAAAGUUCCCGCAAAAAAUUGAAGCGUUAAAAUACACCGAAUAUGUCUUGAACAAAAAUAUGUAUGCUAAAUUAAUGAGCUAACUAUGUAACAUUCACAUUACUUUUUUAUCGGAAGGAACCUUCGUUUGGAAAACGCUCUACGGAGAUGUCAAGAGGAAUAUUUCGCUUCACUGGAAUGAUUGUUGAUCUUUCCAUCUCCAUAUCUGACAACUUCUGGAAUUACCUCUGGGCACGAGAACCGGCACCGGAUGUUGAGCAGACCACGUGCAUAGACCAGAGCAAGUCCGUUGACUAUGAUGGUCUUCUGGAGUGCUUGAAGAAGGCCUAUGGAGAACAGGCAAUCUACGUUCAGAAGCAGGCUGUUGCAUUGCUAAGGAACAGAUACCGCGGCAACAUAAGCAGAUUCAUGACUGACUUUCUAAUGCCAGCAUUGGAGAUGCUUAUACUCUUGCAAGAGAAAGAGCAAAGCCGUAUUCUUCAGAACAGUUACCCAGGAAACCAACUGGUUGACGAAAAAUGUGCUAUCCAACAUCAUAAGGCAGGUUGCAAAAAUGCUGAAACAUACAUGUCAUGGAGUUUGUGUCAUAUUUGUGGCAAUAUAAAGGAAUUUAUUUCAGAGAGCUGUGAUAACCCAACUGUAUGUGAUAAAUGUGAUAAGUGGCCAGUUGUAUGUAAGUCAUAUGUGGUACUUCAUCUGUCCCCUAUUUCCCGAGAUAAACUGAAAAGCGGGGACUUCUAUUUCUAUGUGAAAGUAAACGAUUCUACUAAGGCAGCAGAGUUAUGGGUUCAGUACUGCAACUCUAGUGGAAAAAAGGGCGAAUUGAAAGUACCAACUGAAGAUUUUGGGUACAUUUUCACUAUGGAUUGGAAAAGUGAAAUGAGGUCUGCCGACGAAGAUCUUGGCGACACUUUACGAGACUGCCUCACCACUCUUGAAGAGAGCAUUCAUCGUCUCAAAUGGCAGGAAAUUCUCCCGACAAUGGGUAACUACACGCAUUCUGGGGUGAAAUUAAAACAGUCCAGCAUUCAUUGCUCGGUAAUGGAAGGUGACAGAGUGAAGAAUCUUAAAGACCAGCAAAACAAUUGCAUGAAAUGUGUGAAUCGGAAUAACAGUGACUUUGGAAAUAACUUCCAUGGACCCAUGCAUCAUACGGUGGAGACGACCAAAUCAAACAGCGGUUCACCAGACCAGCGAGGGUCAAGGUCACAUGGGUUGGUGAGCACAGACGGGCGUGAGAUGGACAACGCUAAGAGCCCGCGAAGUCCACGGAGCCCAGGCUUGCACCAGCAUAGACACCUUGAGCCACCCAAAACGAUCCUAGACGUGGACUAUCAACUGCUGAAAUCUGGUGUGGCCAUAUUGCCAGGUGCAAGAGACCUGGACGGCAAUGCGGUGGUUCUCAUCUUCACCAACAGUUCUCUCUGGAAGAACCAACUGGUGGCCAGCACGGACUUUGCCCGCCUCAUCAUGUACUACUACUCAGUGCCAAGGGAGACAGUGCGGUGUAGAGGUUUUACUGUAGUUGCAGAUAUCCGUGGUUGUACGGCCUCCAUCAUCAACACCCUCCUGGAAUCUCUCUAUCUGUUUGAGGGUAACACACCGGGUUCCAUCUCAGUGGUUCAUCUUCUCUCGGAUCGCAACACCCAGUCCCUGGUGCUGAAGUCCCCUAUCUACGACGUGAGGGCCUCAUUCCAGACACGCUUUAAGAAGCCGAUCAACAUCUUGCUGUCCCCAGCCCUCCUGUGUUCCUACAUAUCAGCUGACCAGCUCCCUCCUGCCCUUGAAGGAACAUUCCAGUAUAACCAUGACGACUGGAUACGCUUUCACAUGCGACUGGACCCGUUCCUGGCCAGCUGUCGGGCUGUAGGGCGGUACCUUGUCAACGUGAUACAAGAGCUGUCUGUGGUUGAACAGGUGCCCGCGUCUGCCAAGGAGGCCUCUCAUCUCGUCAACCACCACGAGAAUCUCGUGCGGGCCACGUUUGAGGACCCGCGGGUAACCCGUCUUCAGCAGGAGGGUGAUGCCAUGCUGCAGUCCCUAGUCAGGGAGGAAGUGAAUAUCGGCCAUACGGAUGAUUACAGGUACGGGAUGGAAGACAUCACACGCCUCUACCGCCAUGUGCAUGACACGAUCUCACGCCUCAUGCGCCUCUCGGACACCCGAAUCAACCGGCUAGAGAAGUGCCUGCAACUCAAAGACUUUGAUGAGGAAUGCAGCAAGAUCAUCUCUUGGCUGCACACGCAGGGCAACGAGUGUCUACAGCGCCACCUGGCCAUGGCCGACAACCUCAAAGGGAUUCGGCAACAGCAGAAGGACUUUGAGAAAUUCUACUUUGCUGCCAUGAGUCACAUAGAGAAAGGCAAUGACCUGUUGGAGGAGGCCAGUGUGCUAGCGCAGUCAGGGGACUUUGAUGAGGUCACGGGGUACAAGGAGCUUGCCAAGAUGCUGAAGCGCCACCUACAGCAGUUCUCAGAGAGACUCGAGGAGGCAAGGGAGAGAAUUGAGGGCACAACUAAAUGUUACCAGCUUCUGGACAAGACAUACGAAUGGGCUCUAGAAGCUAUGAAAUAUGUGGCAAGUAUGAAAAUGGAGCAUUGUGCCACGCCAGAGGGGCUGGAGAAACUGUUAAAAAGCCUUGAGCUGUACCUGCAAGAACAUCCGCCAAUUGUGGACGACACUUUCUCCCAGAUGUCUGAUCUCGCUAAGCAGUUGAACAAUGAUAAACUCUUAGACCAGUGCCUCACUGCACAAAACAGGUGCCUGGAAACACAGAAGAUGUUGCAACUUCGAGGAAAAACACUGCAGCAAUUCAGGGAUCAGUUGGAACAAGAUGCGUCUGCUUCAGCCACGAGGUCGUCUGCUUCACUAAAUAUAAAUACAAAUCAAAGAACUUCACACGACUUUCCCAAAUACUCUUCCCAUAGUGCUGUUUCUCAAUUUAAAAGUGAUAUUAAUCAGUUUCCGUCUCACAGUGGCGGUAAACCUUCUUGGGACCCAAAAGACUUCAGUACACCGGUAGUGCCUAAGACAUAUUCAAGAACUCAGUUGGAGAGGGUGAAAAACUCAUCUUCACUAUCAUUAUCUUCUUCAUCUACUUCAUCACCAAGUCAUUCUAUUGCAUCUCCUUCCUCUUCAAGCAUUACCUCCAGUUCACCUUGCCACUCCACGGAAACCUCACCACUUCACUCCUAUUCCCAAACACAAGCAUCAAAUGAGCGCGUGUCACAUGAUCAAAACAAGGAUUCAGAACAGGGCACAUAUUCAAUGAAAAACUCAGUAUUGAGUGGUAACACUGACCAUUACAGUGAGUUUGAUGCUGGUGGUUUCCUGGUGCCUUCAAAUACAGUGCAACAGAGAUCAAAAAAGCAGUUCAAAGGUGCAAUAUCACCACUAUCUGGGAGUGCCUCUUCACCAGCCAUUGUUGAAGAGGAUUCAGGGGGGAGAACUGUGGAGUCUGACAAGAGUAGAAUUGCCUCCCUUAGACAGAAUGGCAGGACAGAUAGUAUCAUCACUGGGAGUUCAGACAGCUUGCCCAGUCUCCCAGAAGAUGAUGAGUCUCCAUUGCUGGUCCCCCAAGUAAGGAGUAAAAUAUCCAGGAGUGCCACCACUGAGCAGCCAUAUGUGCGGCGUGAGUGGACCCCUGUGCCGGUCAACUCUCACCUCACCUACGAUGAAACACUUAACACCCCUGUACGGCCUCUCGCUGAUCUCAAAUUGUCUGAGGAGGAAAUUAAAAGCAGAAGAACUUUGACGCUGAUCAUGAGUGAGAUGAUCCAGACGGAGAGGGACUACGUCUGCUCCCUGCAGUUCAUCGUGGACCACUACAUACCAGAAAUGGAGCGAGAAGAUGUGCCGCAGAUGUUGCGUGGAAAACGCAACGUCAUAUUUGGCAAUGUUGAGAAGAUCUACGCAUUUCACCAGCAGUACUUCUUACAAGAGCUGGAGGCCUCACGACGCAAUCCAUUCCUUAUAGCCAGAUACUUCCUCAUGCAUGAAUCCCAGUUUUACCUGUAUGCCCUAUAUAACAAGAACAAACCCAAGGCCGACGUUCUCAUGGCUGAGUACGGGAAAAUGUUCUUCAGGGAGAAGCAGCUAGAGUUGGGUGACAAAAUGGACCUGGCGAGCUACCUGUUGAAGCCAGUGCAGCGUAUGGGAAAGUACGCGCUCCUUAUCAAGCAGAUCCUUAAAGAGUGCCCCAAAACUGCUCCCGAGUACGGGGAUCUUCGGGCCGCUGAGGAGAUGGUGCGCUUCCAACUGCGCCAUGGCAACGACCUCCUUGCAAUGGAUUCAUUGCGAGAGUGCGACGUAAGUGUAAAUCUACCGGAGCAGGGGAAGUUACUCCGCCAGGAUGAGUUUCUUGUGUACCAUGGGCGGCGCAAGUUUAUGCGCCAUGUGUUCCUGUUUGAAGACCUUGUUCUGUUCAGCAAGACACGCCGCAGCCGGUCAGGGUUCCAGGAUACCUAUAUCUACAAGUUUGGAUUCAAGAUGUCCGAUAUUGGGCUCACUCAGGAUUAUGAGGGCUCCGGUUACAAGUUUGAGAUCUGGUGGCGGCGCCGCAACACAGGCGAGAGUUAUGUGCUGCAGGCAUCCAGCUCUGAGCAGAAGAAGGCCUGGGUCAAGGACAUGACCCGCGUGCUGUGGAACCAGGCCAUACGUAACCGAGAGAACCGCCUGUCAGAGCUGGCCACCAUGGGUAUUGGAAACAAGCCGUGCCUGGAUAUCAAACCCAGCUCCGACAAUAUCCAGGACAGAUUCAUCAACUUACCAGCCAACAACAGAGAAGCGCGUACACGAAACUCGAUAGCAGUCUGCUCUGUGGACCACCUGCGCCAGGGCAACAAGCGGCCCCACUCAAUCAUCUCUAUCAGCAGCAACUCAUCCUCCAACAGCAGCCAAUCAGGAUUCAACGCCAUGAACCUUGCCCUCAACCCUGUGGACAGCCCCCGCACGUACAGACGAUCCCUCACCUUCAUGUCCUCAGAGAGCGGUAUAGGGACCAGCAUAGCAAGCGGUGCAGAUUUUGAGCCGACCUUGAAGGGUGACCUUUCUGAUCUCUACCGCACACAGUCACCCCCGCCGUAUGACUUCAACGGUACACACCCACUGCAAAUGAACUCGGAGAGGGAGUUCGGGAAGCCUAGAGUCAUCAACCUGCCAUCACAUGCUGAGGAAGUGACCGAUAUUUGAGCCGCUUUAUGGGAAAAAUGGGCUUAAUGCAUUUGCGUAAAGUGUCGUUCUGGAUUAGCCUGUGCGGAACACACAGGAUAAUCACGGACAACACUUUUCAUUUUUAUGGUUUCAAAGGUACUAUCUUAUAAGUGAAAAAACAAGUUUAACCGGAAAGUGGUGUCUCUGAUAAGCCUGUGCAGACUGCCCAGGCUAACCUGGGAGCACUUUUUACACACAUGCUUAAUUCCAGAGCCAGGUUAAUCUGGGAGCACACUUUACACACAUGUUUAAUGCCAGGGCCAGGCUCAAAUGUUUUUUCGCAGACUUACUCAGGAUAAUGUGAUCAAUUAUCAAAUGAAACAUGGUUCUACAGAACUUGUAUUGCCAGUUGUACAUGCCUCAUGAGGAAGUGAUUGUGUUAUUGGACACAUUGCCAUGUUUGCAUGAAACAAAAGGUAGAACAAUAAAGAAAGGAGAUGAGAAAUCUGUUGCAAGUGUGAAUUGAUUGACACCAGUUGUAACAUAUCUUAUUGUGACUUGCAUACCUGUAGGGGUUCUUCAACAGAAGGGUCCUGGAUAUUGGUACGAGAACAAUGGCCACAAUUAAAUUGAUUAGUCCUGGUGAAAUUUGUGUAACAUCUUGCCGUUCAAUAUCUCUUCAAAGUAUUUUUAUUUCGACAUUGAAGGGCUCAUAGGAUUGGCAUGUAUUUUACACUUUAUACAAAGCUGAAACAGCUUUUUUAUUACAAUCUGUUUAAUACGGUUGGAAAUUUACCAACACAGCAAUAUGAUGGUGCUAUUAAAGUAUAUUAUAUUUAAUGCAGUUGUAAA
This is a messenger RNA of Dreissena polymorpha, 7826 nucleotides long. Its product is annotated as pleckstrin homology domain-containing family G member 4B-like. Gene Ontology annotation, molecular function: guanyl-nucleotide exchange factor activity. The record is from RefSeq and is a predicted model, not a curated record. Lineage: Eukaryota; Metazoa; Mollusca; Bivalvia; Myida; Dreissenidae. Bases 1971 to 7013 code for a protein of 1680 amino acids. The transcript has 23 exons.